AUGGCUGUCGGUCCAACUAUCGGCACCGGUCUGUUCAUCGGUGCGGGCCAGGCUCUCGCCGUCGGCGGACCUGCGUCGUUGUUCCUGUCCUAUAUCAUACUGUCCUUCCUCACAUUCGCCAUGACCACGAGUAUGGCAGAAGUGUCCACUCACAUGCCCUCACGAUAUGGGACCCUUGUGACCAACAGUUACCUGUAUAUGUCAAGCGGUGUGGCAUUCGCCUCAUCAUACCUCCGCUGGUACACCCUCGCCAUGUUCGUCCCAUACGAGAUCACAACAGCAAUGGUCAAUCUUGGCCUGUCCAAACCAGGCGCCACGAUCGCUAUCCGCUUGAUCAUUAUCACAACCAUCAUCGUUGGCUUCAAUUUCUUGCCGGACAGGCUGUUCAGAAGCUCCGAGCGAUUGUUCACUAUGAUCAAAAUCGGUACAAUGGUGACUCUCUUCGUCCUGGCCCUGUCCAUAGGUCUUGGGGGCGUCGAUGGGCACACUCGCUGGGGAUUUAAGUACUGGAAACAUCCGGGCGCCAUGAAUGAAUACAUCGUUCACGGUUUCUGGGGAAGAGUGCUUGGAUUCUUUCAAUGCCUACUUGAUAGCUCCAUUGCCUUCACCUUUGCCCCCGAGCUGAUUGUGCAUCACACCGAAGUGCCUGCAUCAGUUGGCGGGUCAAUACUUCUGGGUACCGCUAUUCCAGGCAGUGUGUCAUCCGACGUUGUCCAAACUGCGUUUCCGUAUAUCAUGAGUUCUUUGGCUAUGGGGAUCAUGGCACCAUUCAACGAAACCCGCUUAACCAACAAUGGAACGGGCUCCGGGUUGUCGCCAUACACGAUCGGAUUCAAAGACGCUGGCAUUCAGAUUGUAUCCACCCUUGCUACGAUCGCAAUUCUCCUCUCUUCGGUGGCUUCGGGCCGAUCGUUUCUGUACCUCUCAUCCCGCACCCUGUGUGCCAUGUCAGAGCAAGGCCAUGCUCCGUCGGUGUUUUCGAUUCGCAAUCGUUGGGAUGUUCCCUAUGUUGCUGUUGCAGGAUCUGCUUUAUUCUCCACUCUUGCCUUCAUUUCCGUAAAGGUCCCAAGUUCAAUCAUGAAUAGCUACCUCCUUCGUAUCGUCACGAGCGGCGGCUUCAUUUCCUCCUUAGUCGGAUGCACAAUCCACCGUCACUUCCAUCGACGUCUGCGUGCCAACAGAAUCACUACUCCACGCCGCUUUCCCGUGCAAUCAUUCGGCACCUACUUUGGAAUAGUCGUCUCUGCGGCACUGCUGCUGGCAGGCGGUCUGUGGGGAGGUCCCAAAGCCAACGUCACUGGGACCCGAGCAGCUAGAGUGAUCACCUCUUACACCAACAUCGGAGUGUUUGGUCUGCUGUUCUUGCUUCAUCGCUUCCGAGGCUUCAUGCCUAUUGUUGAAGUCGAACGACCGAUCGAUAUGGAGGGACGGAGACAUGGCGAUCGCGAAGGCCCGGAGGUACAACCACACAAGACGCCUUCGAACCGUGGCAACCUUGAUGCAAUCCCCGAGGGUUCGGGUGCCUUUGAGUUGCGACUCAGUCACAUGUCCACGGAGCCCUGA
Messenger RNA from Penicillium canescens, 1563 nucleotides. RefSeq names its product putative proline permease. The record is from RefSeq and is a predicted model, not a curated record. The coding region runs from base 1 to 1563 and encodes 520 amino acids. Gene Ontology annotation, cellular component: membrane. The transcript has a single exon. Lineage: Eukaryota; Fungi; Ascomycota; Eurotiomycetes; Eurotiales; Aspergillaceae. Gene Ontology annotation, molecular function: amino acid transmembrane transporter activity. Gene Ontology annotation, biological process: amino acid transmembrane transport.